Rotaria sp. Silwood2 is the source of this 8715-nucleotide messenger RNA. The record is from the annotation of a GenBank genome assembly. NCBI's taxonomy places the organism in Eukaryota, Metazoa, Rotifera, Eurotatoria, Philodinida, Philodinidae.
AUGAAUAAUCUGCAUAUUUAUGCUCUGUUGCGAUCGGAUAAACCAGACGACUUUGAUCUACAAUUAUUAACUGAUAAGGAGGAAAAAAAGUUGUUAUUUAAGCGUAUCGCCAAUUUACAAGCAGAAAAACCUGUUGUUGGCGGUCUACCAUAUUUAUACUAUUUGGAAUUCACGAAUGAAACAGGUAAAUACGCACAAUCAAUAACUUCAUACUACUUAAGAAUAUCAGCUGCUGGCACCAUAUCAAAUUGGCAUUAUCAGGAAGACAAAGAAUUACGAAAACGACAAUGGUUUGAUGUAAAUGCUGUGAAUCAUCAAUUUCUGCUGUCUGUAGAUUUUCAGCGAGGAACCUGGAGGACAAAGCCGCCUUGUACUAGUGUUUUAUAUUGGGACCAAUUAUGGCAGUAUACGUAUUUUAUAAUUCAACAAAAUGAUAUUGAUCUAUUCGAUCGAUUUAUUGAGCAAUUUAGUAUAACAUGUAUUGAUUUUUCACAACCAAUUGACGUCGAUUUGUUUUUUCAACAAUGUUUCAUAUAUUUACCUACUAUUCGCAACGUUUGGGAUGACAUCGUUCACGUUAGUAUUGUAAUUGUGCGUAUGAUUGGAUUAUUAAAUAUUGGUCAAAGACCACUACAGAAACAAGAAUCAAUUGCCUAUAUUGAUAUGUUGUUACAAUCAAUCUUAAAUAAAAUUGAACCAUUUUUCAAUUCUAUAAACGAGAACCAUUGGUUAUUAGUAAAAGAUGGUUUAACGAACUUACUCUCUCUCAAGUUUCAAAUAUAUGCUGCAUCACAAAAAAAUGAUAGUAUAACAUUUAUUAAUCUGAUACCGCACACUCAUCAAUACCAACAACAAGUUGCUGAUAGUGUAGCAAAACAAAUAACAUUAUCAAAUAUUAAACCAACACAGCCGAAUUGGUUAGAUUUGUUCAAAAUGACGACAGAUGACCAUUUAAUACUUGAGUGUUUACAGUUAGCAAAUACAUUCAAAGAAUAUAUAAACUAUGCUGAAAGACUUUUAAAUUCGAAAACCAUACAAAAUAUAAAAGAACAUAUUUCUGAUAAUUUAAAAGCAAUGAUCCGCAAAAAUCAUUUUGAAUUAACAUUUGAAAAUAUUUUAUUUUUGUUCAAAACGUUGAAAACAGAUUGUAAAGAUGAUUUACGUAAUAUUUUAGAACAAUCUGAAGAAUUAUCUUCAUACAUUGCAAAUUAUUUGAACAUGUUACGAAUUACUGAUAAGAAUCAAUUACGUUCACUAUAUCAAGUAUUCAAUGAAUACUACAAUCCAUAUCUACUACGUUACAUAGGAAAAACAAGCUAUAUCAGCAAUAUUCUGAAGCAACAUAAUUUUGUCGAGUCACGUCUUCUAACUGAAUUUCAUAUCGAAUGGUUCAACUGUUUCCUUUGUGAUCCACAUUACACGAAUUCAGAUGAAGAAGCAAGCAAUUUUCGAUAUUUCUUAGACAAUUGGUUAAAACAGUUCACUCAUCAUCUUCCAGCUUAUAUUGAUCUUAUUAAAUCAUUAGAUAUAUUAAUUCCGAUGUUAGAAAAUAGUGAAAAUAAAAAUAAAACGUCAACAUCACGUGAUAUCAAUUAUUCAAAACGUUUUACAGAAGCUCAAAAAAGACAAUUUGAUAAGAUAUGGCAAUAUGUUCAAAAAUUUCGUGGCCAACAACCAUCAAUGGCAAUAUUAUUGAACAAUGCACGUAAAGAAAUGGAAGAAAAAUCAAAAAUUAAAGAAAAAGUUCAAACAUGUUUAAAAAUGUACUGUGAAAAAGCAGAUGACAUUCAACAAUAUCAAUUAAUAAUAGACGAUUUAACACAACAAUUAAUAACUAAUGCUAUCAAAUCCAUUCAGAUACCUAAUGAGAUUUUAGGAUUGGUGCCAUUUGCUGAUGUGUUAAAUCCAUACAAUUCGUCAAAGGCAUGGCUUUCGUUUCGGCAAAAUCAACAGAACAGUUGUGAUAAAAACAAGUCAGUGGACAAAUCGGUGAAUCCUGAAAAACAACAAACCUCUACAGAGGUACCAAUCAAUUCAUGUCUCGAUAUUUUGCAAAAGACAUGUGAUUUAUUCCAACAUUUUACGAAACAUCUUGAAUCAAUUUCAAAACAAUGGAAAACUAUUCCAAUUCAAACAAUAAUUAUGACUUUCAAAGAUAUUGAUUUGAUUGAAAAUGAAAUGCAAUUAUUAACUAGUCUUUUAGAACCAAGCGUAAUUCCACCUUUAACUUGCAUUCUUGAUUAUUGGAGAAAAAAAGAUAAUGUUCAUAAAUUGUGCAAAGGAUUUGAUCAUUUGGUAAAAUUCUAUAAUUUAUCAGGUGAUUAUAAAUUUUUGUCAGUAUUAGAUAAUAUGACUGAAGCCACGAAUGGAGAUAUGUGUUAUAUUAAUUACCAACAAUUCCAAGAAGGAACUUUUAAAAAAUACUCUGAAGAAGUAUUAACUGUCUGUUUACAUUAUAAUGAUUCAAAAAAGCUUGUUGAUUUUGUUGAAAGAUUAAAUCGAACUGAUAUGGAUAAUUUAUUAGAAGCUGUUAAUGAUUGGGAUGAAUCGUUCAUUACAACACAAACGAUUAUGGAUUUUGUUCAAUUAGGACGCUUUCUUACCAGUAUUAAUAAUUAUAGCAGUAUUAUUGGACAAACAUCAAAAACGCUAAAUAAUAUUUUAUCAUAUAUCGACACAUUAUUAAAACAAAAAGAAUAUUCAUAUAUAAUCAGUUAUUUUCAAACAUGUUUACCUGCAUUACCUGGUAUUCAGCGAUUAUAUUUGGAACUAACUGAUAAAGAAGAAUCGAAGCGCACAAAAAUAUUUCAUAUUAUUAAUAAGUCAUCAUUAAAAAUUACUGAAGCAUACCAGCAAUAUCUUCAACAGGAUAACUCUAAGAAAUAUGAUGUAUGUGUAAAAAUAGACAAGGGAGGACAAUUUAAUUAUUAUAAUUUACAUGAAUUAAGGGAUAGAGCAAGAUUAAUAGAAUAUUCCGGUAAUGAAAGAAAUGUGCAACGAAAAUAUACAAGAGAGCAGGAAAUACAGUUUUUACGAUGUUUUGUAUCAUUGGUUGAUGUUACUGAAAAUAUGUUGGGUAAUUUAAAUCAUUUGAAUGUUAUGGGUUAUCCAGCAAUUGAAAAAUACUCAGAAAAUGAAUAUAAAUGUGUUAAGUGCGAUUUUUCAGAAUUAAAUCAGCUGAAUGUUUCAUUGAAAAACACAGUUGAACUAUGGGAAGGAAAGUUAAUUGAAUUAUACAAAUGUUAUCCAGAGUUAACUUAUCUAUCAGGAAAACAGUUUUGGACUGUUGAAAAGGCCUUACAAAAUAAUAAAGAACUGAAAUCACAAGAUCAAGAUUAUCAUUUAUUAAAAUACAUUGGAAUUGAAAAUUUUUCUUCGACGAAAUUUAUUAUAAAUGAAAAUUUAAAACCGGAAGAAAGGUUAGAAAUUCUUGGAAAAGUCUUAAAUGAACAACGUAGAUGUGUAAUAAAACCGUUAUCCGUAUCUGAAAAUUCAAUCUCUCCAGACCGUCAAGGAGGAAAGAUUUCCAUAAUUGAAACAUCAAUUGAAGGUAGAUAUAGAGCAAUUUUAUCUCUAUUUCAUCAUGAUAAUAGUGAUCCUGCAGUAAAUCAAAUAUUAUUCUGUACAACAGAAACAAACUGGAUAGAUGUUCGAGCUUUUUUCUAUCGUUGUUUUUAUUCAUCAUCUAAUUUAUAUCAAUUAAUUGAACCUGAACGAUUGGAAUUUAAUAUACAAGACAAAUGUUGUCAAUUGAUAAUUAAACUAGUUGAGAAUAAUCCAUCACAUAAAUUUAAAUUAAGUAUAAUAACAACUGAAAUUCAAACUCAUCUUAUUAAUGCAAUAUUACGCAUGGAUACAGCUAAAACUGUACGUGAUAACGAAUUAUUAAAUGAAGAUGACCUAAAAAAAUAUGUAAAACAAAUAGUGAAAAAUUGUCAUCUUGUGUCAUCAACAAUGGCAGGUUUAGGUAAAACAACAUUCAUUCAAAACCAUGCACAAAAGUUCAACCGAAACUUGAUUAAAUUUCCUAUUACGGGUGAUUCGAGUUUUGAUCAAAUUGGUGAACGGUUGUUAUUAAUUACUACAUCAAAUGCAAUUCAUUUUGAUAUUGGUUCAGUAGAAAAUAUUAAUUUAUUAAACUCUAUUCUCUUUUGUUUAUGUUUAUUUCGUAGUUACUGUUUUUCACAAACAGUUAUCUAUUUACCAAUGAAUACAUUAUUUUAUUUUGAAUUAGAAUCAUCACCGUUUUUCAAACUAAAUCAAGAUAUGUUCAUAUUUCGUUAUUUAGAAUCAACAGAAAUCGAUGAAUUUAAUUUGAAUAAUGUUCGAUAUGGAGAAACACGUUUACUUUAUGUUACACGUUAUUUAUAUGCUAUUGACAAGAAAAUAAUUAAAGAUAAAGAAAUAAAUAUUAUUUCUGAACAAUCAGUAACUAAUAGUAUGUGUAUUGACUUAUUGAAUAAAUACUUUAUUCAAAAUAAAGAUAAAAAAUAUUUAUCAUGGACACAAUUGAAAAUAUUUAUUAAUGUAUUUUAUCAUUUGUUUAAUGGAUUUUCAAAUUGCGGAUAUUUUCGUGUAGAUGCGCUACAAGAACCAAAAUUACGAAUGGAUAUUAUACAAACGUUUCUUAAUUCCUCAAAUCAAUUUACAUCAAUAUCAGUUAAAUCUGUACGUGAAAAUCAAGUGAUAUUAAAGAACGGUGAACAAAUUGACGAUCUUUUAAAUAAAUCAAUUAUAAGAUGGGAUACAACACAACCAUUCACUGUUGUUUUUACACAUUCAAAUGAUCCAUUAUUUGUAUAUAGAGCCCCCAAGGAUGUUCCAACAUCAUUACAAUUAUAUUUCAAUGCUCUGUCAAGAAAAAACAAUCGAUGGUUAGCAAAAGGAACAAAUGAUAUAUUUACUGAUUAUAAUCAACUAGAUCAUUUGGAUCUUUUCUUUAAAUUAGUUUCAUUAUCGAUCAAAUAUUGGAAUAAAGCAAUAUGCAAACAAUGUUUUAAACAGUAUCCAUAUCAAAGAAGUACAUGCACUGAAUGUAAAAUACCAUUAAGAAAACCGAAAUCAACUGAUACCAAUGACAUAAAACAAUUUCAAAAAGAAAUGGCAGAAAUACUUGAACGAGAAUAUGUAAUAACACCGGAUAAUUAUAUCAAAAUGCUGUUAGUAUGGCUGAGAAUUAGUAGUGACGUACCUGUUAUCAUUAUGGGUGAAACAGUAUAUAUUAUCAAUCAUAUUAUCUUAGGUUGUGGUAAAACAGCAUUAAUUAACUUUUUAUGUCACAAAAUUUUGGAUGAUGAAUUAUAUAUUUUUCAUGUUCAUGCUGGAAUUACAAAUGUAGAUAUUACUGAUACAAUAGGAAAUCAAAGCAUACGAGCUAUUGAACUAGCUAAAGUUGAAAAACGUUUAUGGAUAUUUUUUGAUGAGUUUAAUACAACAAAGAGUGUUGGAUUAUUUAAAGAAAUAAUGUGUGAACGAACAUUAUUAGGUAAACAAUUACCAAGCAAUAUGGUUUUCUUGGCUGCAUGUAACCCUCGUCGACUUAAAACGGAAAAAAAUCGUUCUGAUGAUAAUAUUGGCAUAGAAGGAAAGAAUUAUGAAAGACAAAAAACUACGUUGGGAAACCAUUUAUUGUAUACUGUAGUACCUACACCAGAAACAAUGAUCGAAUACAUAUAUGAUUAUGGUCAUCUCGAUAGUGUUACAGAACGAAAAUAUAUUGAAGCAAUUCUUCGAACAUGCACAGAUUUAGCAAAUGAACGACAAUUAUUCACUACAAUGGUCAAUGGCGUUUGUCAAUCUCAACUUCAUUUACGAAGUAUCGAAGAUGUUUCUAGUGUAAGUCUACGAGAUGUAGCACGUUAUCGUUUAAUAUAUAAUUGGUAUUACGAUACAUUCAAUAAACGUGAAAAUAACGUAUCCAAUAGACAAAACAUGGUCGAAUCAGGUAUUUUGGCAUUGAUGUUAUGCUAUUACUUUCGCUUACGCUCAUCUGCUGAGAAAACUAAUUAUAUCAAUAUGCUUAAAAAAUCAAUGUCAUUUAAUCAAACAAAUAACAAUUUUAUUGAGCAAAUAUUACAAAAAGAACAAGAUGAAUUAAUAAAACGAAUGAAAGAAAAGCCAGUUGGUACAGCAAUCAAUCGUGCUUUACGUGAUAAUUUAUUUGUUAUGUUUGUUUGCAUACUAAAUCGUAUUCCGAUUAUUUUAUGUGGUAAACCAGGCUGUAGCAAGACAUUAGCCAUUCAAAUAAUAAUAAGUAAUUUAAAAGGAAAAAAAUCAAAUGAUUUGUAUUUUCAACAAUUACCAGAAUUAAUCGCUGUAUCAUAUCAAGGAACGAAAUCAUGUAAAUCAGAAAGUAUUCAAUUGGUAUUUGAACGUGCUAAAAAAUAUAGUGAUGCUAAAACACAAACAGAAUUAUUACCAGUUAUUGUUUUUGAUGAAAUUGGUUUAGCUGAAUUAUCACCAUAUAAUCCACUUAAAGUAUUACAUAAGGAAUUAGAAAUUGAAAAUUGUAAAUACGGUUUUGUUGCUAUAUCAAACUGGAGAUUAGAUGCAUCGAAAAUGAAUCGUGCCUUGUAUUUAGCCUGUCCGGAUCCAACAAUUGAAGAUCUUCAAUUGACAGCAACAACAAUACAUAAAAGUAUAAAUGAAAAUCAAUAUAUACAAUUAAAUGAUGAUAUUAUGAAUGGUUUAGCACAUUCAUAUCUUGAAUUAUGUUACAAAUUGAAGGAAAAUCCAUCUCAUGAAAAUUAUUUUGGUCUUCGUGACUUUUAUUCAUUAAUAAAAGGUAUCGUAAAAGAAUUCGAUCGUAAAUCAAAAGAACUAAAGCAAAACAUUGAAAAUAAAAUUUUGUUUGAUAUUAUUCGUAAACAAUUGGCAAUUAAUUUUGAUGGUAUUAUCGAUGGUUCUGAAUAUAUGUGGAAGCGCUUUUGUUAUUAUACAAAACAUGAAGAUUUAAUUAAUCAAUAUGAGCCACCGAAUUUCAAAGAAAUAUUGAACCAUUCCUUAAAUGAUCGUAGCGGUCGUUAUCUCAUGUUGAUUUCUGAUUCUGAUAGUCUAAUUGAUUAUAUUGAAAGAUAUUUGAGUAAAAUCGCAAUUAAUAUUCGAGAAUUAAUUGGAAGUCAAAUAAAAGAUGAUCUUAAUAGUGAAGCAUAUGAUUAUCGUAUAUUAAUGGAUGUUAUUUUAUAUGCUGAAAAAACAAUAACAUUAAUAAUGCGAAAAAUGGAUAAAUGUUAUUCAUCAUUAUAUGAUUUAUAUAAUCAAAGUUUUUCAAUAUCUGGACAAAAAAAAUAUUGUCGUAUCGCCUUAGGAUCAACAUAUCAUCCAAAAUGUUUAGUUAAUGACAAAUUUUAUUGUAUUGUGUUAGUUAAUGCUAAAGAUGUUGAAAAGUCAGAUCCACCAUUUCUUAAUCGUUUCGAAAAACAUAAAGUUGAAUUUAAAGAUUUAAUUGAACCAUUACAUUUAACAAUAACACAAAAUCUAUUAUUAUGGUUUGAACGAUUAUUAACUAUUAAAAUAGGUAAAAAACAUUUUAUACAAUUGCAACAUCUAUUUGUUAAUUUCAAUUGUGAUUACAUAUGUAAUGUUGUUAUUGAUGCAUUUGAAUUAGACCAAAGAGAUCAAGAUGAUGUUAUCAAUCAUUGUAAAAAUGUCUUAAUGCAUUCUGCUUCUUCAGAUUUACCAUUAUUAUUAUCAUUACAAAAUGAAAAUGACAAUAAAGAAUAUGCACAUUUGUGUGAACAAUAUUAUCUGUCAAAAAAGAAUUCAACUCUUGAAAGUCUAUUAAAAAAUAUAUCAUCAAAUAUGAAUCAACAUAUUAUUUAUACUUAUACACAGAUUUAUGAUAAUAUUAAUUAUCCAAAAAAUAUCAAAAUAAAUAUUGAUGAAGUUAAACUUGCUAAUUUCAAAACGGAAUUAGAAUUAAUUAAUAAAAUGAAAGUACAUUUUCAAACGAGCACAACGAUAAAAAAAACAACAACAGAUUCAGCAACAAAUAUAGAUUUAUUAUUAAUCCGUGUCGAUUACUAUAAUGACCGUGAUCAUAUCUUAUCGUUAAAACACAAUAUUGUUAAUAUUUACAAUGAAUUUGAAAAUAAUCAGAUUAAACACAUUUGGAUUAUAUUUCAUUUACAACGAAAUAUCCUUACUCGUAUAUCAAAUGAUGUUUUAUUCAAUGGAUGGUCAAGUAUAAUGAUUGAAAAUCUCAAUGAUAAUGAGCAAAAGCAACUUUUACAAUAUAAUGUAUUACAACAACCCUCAUAUCAGUAUUUAAUCAACGAAAGAUUAUUUUCUUCACAAUUUUAUGAUUUAUUUGACAAAUGCUUAUCUCAAUUUCGUUAUAAUAUCACAAAUAUCACGAAAAAAUAUGAUAUCAAUAAAAGACGAAAUGAAUUAUUGCAGCAUUUUUAUAAUGAUCAACCUGGUGGUUUAAGUGAUAUCAUGAUAAAGAAUAUAGGUUAUCUUAUUGAAAAUGUUAACGACAAAAGUACUUUUGCUGAUUGGAGACUUGAUUUAAUUACAAAUAAUACAAUAGCAGCUACUGCACGUUCAUUUUAUGAUGCAUUUCAAAUGACCAUCGCUAACUUUUAUGAAAUGUAUUUUCUUUUAUUAUUUUCAAAUUUAGAAAAACAAGCACUUAUCGAUAGCUAUCUAUUUAUGACAACAAAAAUGACAGCUGAAGAACGCAAAACACAAGAAUUAUACAGACAUAUAUGGUAG